Molecule: messenger RNA, 2384 nt
Organism: Drosophila erecta
Lineage: Eukaryota; Metazoa; Arthropoda; Insecta; Diptera; Drosophilidae
Gene: Fpgs2
Product: folylpolyglutamate synthase, mitochondrial
Exons: 1
Coding region: 1-2280 (759 amino acids)
Biological process (GO): tetrahydrofolylpolyglutamate biosynthetic process
Cellular component (GO): cytosol; cytoplasm; mitochondrion
Molecular function (GO): ATP binding; tetrahydrofolylpolyglutamate synthase activity
Source: RefSeq, a predicted model, not a curated record
AUGCAUUCAGUGUUGCCGUUGAUGUACCGCAGGCAUAACUCUCAUCUGAAGGCCCUCCAAUGGACGAUCCAGUCGAGCCAGAACUUCUUCAAGAUGAGCUUCAAGGCGCCAUCGAUAAAAGUUCCCAAGGCUGCCGCCAUUAAGGAGCUGGCCAAUCAGCCAACGAAAUCCCAGACCCAGCCCUCGCAAUCGCAAUCGCAAUCUUCGGCAAUACAACCAACUCAGCCGCCUCAGCCAGCGGAUAUCAAACAGAAUCCUUUGACACUGGGCGCCAUAAGCCCCACAGCACCCACUCCCAUUAGUCCAAAACCCUCAGUUCAGCCAAAAAUCCCAGAUCAGCGGGCCAAGUGGUUGGCCAAGGUCUCGCCGGAAUCGCAGCGAAAAGCCAAAUUGGCAGCUGGAAAGGGUGCUCCGCCUGCUGGUCCUCCAAAGCACCAGUUUAACCAAGGAAAUAAUCCCAGUUUCGCGAUGGGCGGUCAAAGUUCGUCUGCCAACUUUGGUGCCGCACCCAAGGCUCAAGUCUCGUGGCAGCAAAAGGUGGAGAAAACUGCGGAGCAUGAAGAUUCCGGGGCAUUCAAGGGUGCCUCUUCGGAGUCGCAACGCAAGAACUGGAUGAACCGCAUGCAGGGAUCGCAGCAGAGGAAACAGAAUCAGUGGGUGAAAGAGAUGCAGGCCAAGCAGCAGGCUGGAAAGGAUAUUCAGGCUCAGAAGAUGCAGCAAAUGGAGUCCCAAAAGAGCCCGACUCCAUCUUCACCGCCACAAGGAGCGGCUCCAACUACUCCAGAACCGGCCGAAAGACCCGAGGAAAAGAGUCCGGAACACUUGGCAUACCUAGAUGCCAUCAGGCAACUGAAUAGCUAUCAGGUUUUGGAGCCGACUACCGGAAGAGCCACCACCAAGAGCAGCAGAAAGGAGCAGGAUCCGGUAAUAGAGCAAACCUUGGAGUGCCUGGAAAAGUCGGGUCUUACGAAGAAGGAGCUCAUGGCCAUACCCGUGAUACAGGUAGCCGGCUCCAAAGGCCGCGGCUCAACUUGCGCCAUAGUGGAGAGUAUUCUGCGGUGUCAUGGGAUAAAAACAGGGGUUCUCUCCUCGCCGCACCUGUUUUUAACCAGCGAAAGAAUAAGGAUCGAUGGUGAACCGUUGAGCGAUGUUCAGUUCACGGAGCUCUUUUGGAAAAUCAACACGGAUCUAGCGAAUAUGCAACCCCCGCCUUCCUACAACAAAAUCAUGACGGUCAUGGCCUGUCACGCUUUCCAUCAAGCCGGCGUUGAGGUGGCCAUUUUGGAGGUGGGAAACGGAGGCGCCAGUGAUGCCACCAACAUAGCCUCCCAUGCCCAGACCAUUGGGAUAACGACCUUGGGAUGGGAGCAGAGCUCGAAUUUGGGCAAUUCCCUAAGGGAUAUAGCCUGGGCGAAGGCGUCUAUCAUGAAGCCAGAAGCCAAUAUCUACACGAAUGUCAGCCAACCGGAAUGCUGCGAGGUCUUGGCCCAAAAGGCCAAGCAAAUUGGCGUCCAACUCCAUCGAGUGCCCACCUUUAACGACUAUAUCGAGGGUAAUAUGAACAACAAGCUGCUGAUGAACAAGGCGAACUACUCUAUGAGAUUGAAUGGUUCUCUGGCCGUACAGCUGGCCUACGAUUUUCUGAAACGACACAAACCCGAAUACGUGGUGGGCUUGGAAAAUAAUUCCACUUUGUUAACUCCGGGAGCUAGUCGCGGAAUCGAGAUAUUUGAACAGCCCGGGCAAUUUGACUUCAUGCGACACGACAUGUUCAAUGUCUAUCUGGAUAGCGCCGAUACAUUUGAAUCGAUGAUGGCCUGCCGGGAUUGGUUUUACACCAGGACACGCGCGAAUCGCCAGCCGAAAAUUCUGCUCUUUAACAAGGUCAACGAGUUCAAUGCCAAGGAUCUUCUGACCAUCAUACGCAGUAAUUUGCGCUUCGAGGAGGCCUGUUUUGUGCCCAAUCCAAACUACUUCGAGGGCGAAAUCCUGGCGGAGGAUGAUGGAAAAGCCAUGGUCUGGCACGGCAUGGAGGAGUUGCAAAGGGCCAAGAGGAAUGCCGGAAAUUGGAGAGCUCUCUGCGAGGAGAACGGCAAAAGGGACAAUUCGCAGCUUUCCAUAUCCAUCAAUGCCUUCUUCGAGUACCUGACCAACAAGUACGGCAAACAGAAGUACGGAAUGAAGAAUGAACUGGAUGUCCUGGUCACCGGCUCCCGUCAAUUGGUGGCCGCCACCAUAUCGUGUCUCCGGAAAAUGAAAUCGUCGAAUCCUUGGCAAUGAAAAUAUCAGCUUAUAGCAUUUUGCAAUGUUUUAUUCCCCUGAAAUUUCGUCGUAAAAGUUUGCGUUCACUUGUUUUUCUUCUUUUUUUGCAUAUAAAUACAAUU